AUGUCCGACGUUCCUCUUCCUGAAUGUCUUCCAAAGCCAGAAGAACCGACAGCCCCAGCACCACAACAGACUAAGACUCAAACUCUUACAUUUUUCAAGCUUGACUUUUUACAAUUUGAACUUUGUUCGCGUAGAUGUGAAUUCUGA
Messenger RNA from Trichomonas vaginalis G3, 147 nucleotides. RefSeq lists its product as uncharacterized. The transcript has a single exon. The coding region runs from base 1 to 147 and encodes 48 amino acids. NCBI's taxonomy places the organism in Eukaryota, Parabasalia, Trichomonadida, Trichomonadidae. The record is from RefSeq and is a predicted model, not a curated record.